GCUGGCUUCUCACUGAUUUAAAACUUAAGCCACGAAAUCGGACCAUUUAGAGGAAACCACCUGGGAUCUUUCUGUUCUUCCAAGUUCCAGUCACAGGGGCAAGGUUAUUUCUGUCCUCGCAGUCAAAUUUCACUGAUUCUGAGACUGGAAAUUAAAAAAUGAAAGGAGAAACGAUCUUUUGCUUUUCCAGAUGAAAAUAUCUGCUUGCUCAGGGUUUGGAUAAAACCAAAAAGGUAAGUUGGACUAGGAAAGGAAGAAAACUGAAGCAAAGGGUUUCCUUCAUUCACGAGCAGCAUAUUAUCGCCUUCACCGCCAUCUCAACUUAUAAAAAGCUCAGCAAAACCCCCCAAAUACUCACUUGGUGGGUGAAGCUUCACGGACUUGUGACCGUCUUUUAUCUCUUUCUUCACCCACCACCACCACCACCACCGUCACAUCCAUUGGUCCUAAUCGAGCCACGUCAAAGGCACACUCUUCUCUCUGUGUUCGAUCUGACACAGGUUUUUCUCUUUAUGUCCUGAGAUGAUAAGCUGAGAGAGUUAGGCCUAUUGAAGUUUUGAAUGGAUCGGUCGGCGAUCACCGUUGGACCGGGGAUGGAUUUGCCGAUUAUGCACGACAGUGACCGCUAUGAGCUCGUGCGUGAUAUUGGGUCUGGAAAUUUUGGGGUCGCGAGGCUCAUGAGGGACAAGCAAACAGACGAGCUCGUUGCUGUGAAGUAUAUAGAGAGGGGUGAUAAGAUAGAUGAAAAUGUGCAAAGGGAAAUCAUAAAUCACAGAUCACUUAGGCACCCCAAUAUUGUCAGGUUCAAGGAGGUCAUAUUGACACCAACACAUUUGGCUAUUGUGAUGGAAUAUGCUUCUGGAGGAGAGCUAUUUGAACGAAUAUGCAAUGCUGGGCGUUUCAGCGAGGAUGAGGCUCGUUUCUUUUUCCAGCAACUUAUUUCAGGGGUUAGCUACUGUCAUGCAAUGCAAGUAUGCCACCGAGACUUGAAGUUGGAGAACACACUACUGGAUGGUAGUCCAGCUCCUCGUUUGAAGAUAUGUGAUUUUGGGUACUCCAAGUCCUCUGUGCUACAUUCACAACCAAAAUCGACAGUUGGUACUCCAGCUUAUAUCGCUCCAGAAGUUUUGCUUAAGAAGGAGUAUGAUGGCAAGAUUGCAGAUGUAUGGUCUUGUGGGGUGACCUUAUAUGUCAUGUUGGUGGGUGCGUAUCCUUUUGAGGACCCAGAGGAACCUAAAAAUUUCCGCAAGACAAUACAUAGGAUUUUGAAUGUUCAAUACUCAAUUCCUGACUAUGUUCAUAUAUCACCCGAAUGCCAGCAUCUCAUCUCAAGGAUAUUUGUUGCUGACCCUGCAAAGAGGAUAACCAUCCCCGAGAUCAGAAACCAUGAAUGGUUUCUAAAGAACCUUCCGGCUGAUCUUAUGGAUGAUCAUUGUACAAUGAACAACCAGUUUGAGGAGCCUGAUCAGCCAAUGCAGAGCAUAGAGGAAAUCAUGCAAAUAAUUGCUGAGCUACUUCCUGCAGCUGGAACUCAGUCUCUCAACAACUAUCUUACUGGUAGCUUAGAUAUUGAUGAUGAUAUGGAGGAGGACCUGGAGUCUGAUCCUGAUCUCGACAUUGAUAGCAGUGGAGAAAUAGUCUAUGCAAUGUAAUUCUGACUUUUAACUUCUGGUUGAAAAUUUGGGAAGUGUUUAGAAAGUGCAGGAAAUGUUCAGAAAGCAAAGUGCGGGAAAUGUUCAGAAAGCUUUCACUUCCUUGGAGGAAGGAUUUCCAUGGUUGGGUUUCCCUUAUAAAAGAGAACCCAUCCUGAAUUUCCUUAUUAUGUGCCGCUGUUGGAAUUGGCAUGUUUUCUCCUUUAUUAUUAUUGCUUCAUGAAUUGAUGUUCCUCA
Prosopis cineraria is the source of this 1889-nucleotide messenger RNA. RefSeq names its product serine/threonine-protein kinase SRK2E. Gene Ontology annotation, biological process: intracellular signal transduction; protein phosphorylation. The record is from RefSeq and is a predicted model, not a curated record. Gene Ontology annotation, cellular component: nucleus. Lineage: Eukaryota; Viridiplantae; Streptophyta; Magnoliopsida; Fabales; Fabaceae. Gene Ontology annotation, molecular function: protein serine/threonine kinase activity; ATP binding.